Scaptodrosophila lebanonensis is the source of this 1454-nucleotide messenger RNA. RefSeq lists its product as uncharacterized. The transcript has a single exon. Bases 175 to 1233 code for a protein of 352 amino acids. The record is from RefSeq and is a predicted model, not a curated record. NCBI's taxonomy places the organism in Eukaryota, Metazoa, Arthropoda, Insecta, Diptera, Drosophilidae.
UUAAGCAGUAACAGUCAAAGGCUCGGUUGGAAAGGAGCUACAUAUUUACAAAAAGUAUAAAAACACACCGAGAUUCUGAUACCGGCACUGCAAAAUUUCGAAAAUUUCGGUUUAAUAAAAUUCCCACCGCGAAUUACAAUUCAGUCAAUAACACCACAAGUUGAACAUUAAAAGAUGAUCAACGAAGGCAUUGUACGUCUCAGCUCGCUUUUAGUGGGCUGUGUAUAUCCGGCAUUUGCAUCGUACAAAAUUUUGAACGGUAAAUCGCGCUCAGAACGCGAGCAGAACAUUUGGCUAUCGUACUGGAUCGCUUACGGAGUCUAUGCCAUCAUCGAGUUCUUCUCCGUUGGUCUUAUCUGGUGGGUACCCUUCAUUAAUGAGUUCAAGCUUUUUUUUCUUUGUUGGUUGUUACCUACUGUUGGAGGCGGCAGCGAACUGAUUUACGAUGACUUCUUAUGUCCAUUUUUUACGCGCAACGAGAGUGCCAUUGACCAAGCCAUCACGACUAUCUCUAUUAAAAGCGGUGAAAUUCUCAGUGAACUGGUUCAGUUACUCUACAGCAUCCUAGUGGUAAUUGCUGAACAAUGCUGCAUUAUGCGUCAGAAUGGGGAUAUGCACUUGACUCCUAGCAUUGAGGCGGCUCUAAAUGAAGUGCUCGCUGGACGUCAAGGCACUAGUGCAAGCGGAACCAACAACGAGCAAAUUGAGGAACAGGUUGCAAAGCUAAAGGAGGUUGCACGCAAAGUAGUCAAAUGUCGUUCUCUAGGAGAGCUGGCCAAACUGAAGUUGUCGCAGAAAUCCCAAUCGCUCGAAAAAUCAACGCCGCAGCAGCCGGAAUCAGAGUCACAAGUCACAUCGGAGUCUAAGCCUGGCCAACACAUAGACAUCAAGUGCAGCAGCGAAAUUGAAUUGCGCAUUUUAAAGGCGGAGGCAGAGGUUGCCCAACGCAUACAGCUAACCAACCAGAUGUCAAACAGUGAGCCCUUUGCACGUGCCAACAGCCACAUGCUCGCUAAUACAAUGACUACAUUUAUGGGGCCCGUGUAUCAGCCUGUCGAGAAGCCACAACGUCCACCAAAGCCAAAGCGAGGGCUUCGCAAGCAACAAGGAGUUAACCAGGAGCUGGGUCGCAUCCUGCACGAGCAGGAUGGUUCCAUUAACAAUCCGCUACCGGGCAACUCGAAUUUAAUAGGCACCAAUCUAAAUAUUAGUAACACCAAAUGCGAAUUGUGAAUAUGAAUGCCAACUUUAAUUUGACUUAAACAUUAUGAAAGGAAAAAGAACACACAUUAUUAUACUCAAUAGUCUGGGAAAUACAAUAGAAAUAUACCUGUCAAUUGCUGAUAGUAGCCAUAGACCUAGGCAAGAUUGGCAUGUUGCCACAUACUUAAGUUUCGUUCAUAUACAGAAAUUACAAUAAAUUAACUUGUUCAAAUUGUUCAGAAAUAUCCUUA